AUGCGUUCCUUCAUCAUCGCCCCGAUCCUGAUUGCCGGCGCCUUAGCCCAAUCAACCUCAGACUACCUAAGCUGCGCCAGCGCAGCCAUAAACACACUCGCCAAAUCAUCCUUCACCUCCUGCACGAACAAAACCUCCGAAGAAUGUUUCUGCGCCAAUAAAGCCGCCCUACAAUCCAUGAGCGCCUCCUCUGUCCCGGCCUGCAUCGGACUCAACUUAUUAUCCCUAGUAUCGACCCUCUGCACUGAUACCAACGAGAUCAAAAUAGCGGGAACCAAAUCCAUUGGCACCAUAUCGACCGAGACCAAGGCUGCCGAAACUAAAUCUACCGAGACCAAAGCUGCGGACGCAAACCCCGCGUUUCGACACGCUGGCAAACCAAUGGAGCCCGUCAAGCGUGACGGAGGUGCUAAACACACCAUUUACGUGACGGAGAUACGCACGGACUGUACCUGCAAGACUGCUACUGGGAGUCCCAUGCACGUCUCACAGAUUCCGGUUCAUGUCCCCACGUCCAGUAGUAUGGUUUCCAUGGUGUCGUCGACACCAGUUGGGAGACAGCAUGGGCUGUUGGGUGGUGUGGCUUCGUCGUCGGUGGUUGGACACGUUGGGGCAACAUCUUCGGCGACACCUUCGGCUAGGGCUUCGGGGGUCGAUGCGAAGAGCUUCUCGCCUUACCAGGGGGCGGCAGCGGGUGUUUCAGUGAAUGGGGGUGUUGUGAUGCUUGGAGCUGCGGCUGUUAUGGCUGUUAUGGUUGCUUUGUGA
This is a messenger RNA of Penicillium coprophilum, 765 nucleotides long. RefSeq lists its product as uncharacterized. The coding region runs from base 1 to 765 and encodes 254 amino acids. The transcript is spliced from 2 exons. Lineage: Eukaryota; Fungi; Ascomycota; Eurotiomycetes; Eurotiales; Aspergillaceae. The record is from RefSeq and is a predicted model, not a curated record.